UUCGCGCACCGCCGGUUGCAUUUGCCUUGCAUCGUAUUCCCGGUCACAGAAGUCAAGCGGAGGCCAGCUCAUGACCAGGAUAUAUAUACGUAUGAACUCAAGUCAGACGGGCUUCACAACUUGCACGUCACCACAGAAGACAAGUUCGCCCCUUUCUCACCGGCAAGGCCGCUGCCCACCUGGCAGACGAUAUUGCUCGUUCGUCCGUGGAGUCGCCAUCUCCUCGGGCUGCAUGACACUGCGGACGAUACGCAGAGCGUGGACAACUGGCCUAUCCCCGAAUCUUCGUUGUACGAUCCACCCGCUGCACAAACUGGGCUGAUUACAGCAGUUUGCAUAACUAAUGGCGCAACCACAUAAGUCACAACAUAUAACAACUCUUGAAAGACUUGGAAAAUUUCGAGUGACGGAGUAGUAACACAGGCAAACACAUCAAGUCUAGAACACAACUAUGGAUAAUAGAAAGAUUUCACCUGACCUCAAGCUCGCUGCCAUCCGCCUUCACGAGCGGGGAAUUCUCACCACUCGCGAAAUACUUGAUUGUGUUGGUUUUUCGAGACGGACCUUCCUUCGAAUCUGCAAGCUCUAUCGUGAAACGGGUGACGUCGUCAAGCUAUGUAGUGAAUACAUCGGCCGGCCGAGGGCUUUGAACCUUGAAGAUGUUGCAUACCUUACGGAGCUCAUUGCGCAUCGUCCCGAUUGGUUUCUCGACGAACUAGUUGGCCUCGUGCAACGAAACCGCUUCAUAUCACUCCACUACACAACAAUUCAUCGUGAACUUUGUCGUGCCGGUAUCUCACUCAAAAAGCUUCGCAAAGUUGCCAAGGAACGUAACGAGGAUGUCCGGGCUGACUUCAUGCGAAGGAUGGCACAUGAGUUCAAUGGUAUCAUCAUCAUCAGAGCUGUCAAUGAACUCGGCACUCUUGUACUGAAUUUUGCGUGUGCCCAUGAUGCAUGACAUGGAACACCGAAUACUGAGCACUGAGCAAUGGAUCGGCGAUCGCACAACAACUUGUCAACAAGUCAAAUCAAGCCAAAAUCGAGCUGAAUUUUCUAAGUCCAUUAUCUUGAUAAAUUGCGACUCGCGAGCGUUGCGGUUGAUUAUUCACCUUGGACAGCCCUUUGGUGCGUUUUUGCUAGCGCGACAGCGUGAAGGAGAAUAUAAGAGGAUCGCAUCGAAUGAUGAUAUCAUUGCACAGGUUAAAGACAUUAGCUACUUAAUGAACAUCAAGACACUAGAGGUACUGUAGCUGCAUCAGCACAUUACUUAAUUUUGUAUCAAGUCAUGUAAUUUCAGU
This is a messenger RNA of Suillus plorans, 1298 nucleotides long. RefSeq lists its product as uncharacterized. Lineage: Eukaryota; Fungi; Basidiomycota; Agaricomycetes; Boletales; Suillaceae. The transcript has 2 exons. The record is from RefSeq and is a predicted model, not a curated record. Bases 452 to 958 code for a protein of 168 amino acids.